Messenger RNA from Magnolia sinica, 466 nucleotides. RefSeq names its product alpha-terpineol synthase, chloroplastic-like. Lineage: Eukaryota; Viridiplantae; Streptophyta; Magnoliopsida; Magnoliales; Magnoliaceae. The record is from RefSeq and is a predicted model, not a curated record. The transcript is spliced from 2 exons. Gene Ontology annotation, molecular function: terpene synthase activity. The coding region runs from base 14 to 466 and encodes 150 amino acids.
UAACAUAACUAAGAUGGCUCUUAAUCUCUUCUUCCCAUGCUCAGCUUGCUCACUGGCACCCUUGCACUCAAGUCUUGGGCCACUAAGAUAUCCAAAUGUUGCCAAAGCCAGUAGAAGCCUAGCAUGCCGUGUGAGUACUACUCAAGUCAUGGAGCAAUUGACUACUCGACGUUCGGGUAAUUACCUUCCAAGCAUUUGGGAUGACGAUUUCGUGCAGUCGUUAAGGAGUGAUUAUAAGGGUUACACAUACUUGGAACGAGUAGAGAAGCUAAAGGAAGAAAUGAGGCGUACUUUGCAAGAAGUUGGGAUGUUGAAUCAACUUGAGUUGGUUGAUCGCAUCCAACGCCUUGGAGUGGGGUAUCAUUUUGAUAGGGAAAUUAAGGAAAUUUUAACAACGAUUUCGAGUUCCCGGGAAUUUGGGGGCUGUGCAUACACUCGGCUCCCGAGUUCCCGGGGUCACUUAUAA